Molecule: messenger RNA, 4173 nt
Organism: Lasiodiplodia theobromae
Lineage: Eukaryota; Fungi; Ascomycota; Dothideomycetes; Botryosphaeriales; Botryosphaeriaceae
Product: Microtubule-associated protein 4
Exons: 2
Coding region: 1-4173 (1390 amino acids)
Source: RefSeq, a predicted model, not a curated record
AUGGCGCUGCUGAGCCAAGCCCCACGUUCAAGGCCUGCUACAGCCACCGAAAGGACCCACGAUGAAGCCAAGAACGACAGAAAGCCAAAGAAGAGAAAGCUCUUGAAGCGUCUGACGCGAGAACUGAGCAGAUCGAACCUUAGCUUGUCCAAUCUGAAGAAAGCAGCCGCAGCCAAGGAAAAGGCGCAAAAGGAGCAGCAACAGAAGCAGCAAGACUUGCCUGGCGAGAAGAAAGUCAAAAGCAAGAAGUCCAAGUUGAAAAACAAGAAAGACGAUGCUGCUGCUCUCGAGAUGCACCCUGUUGGUUCUGAGACACGCGAGGUCUUGCUUAGCCGGACGUAUGACUCGGAUGCGGCAAGCUUGCCGGAUAUCAGGGACAGUGUCGUUGAACGUUUGACGAAAACCGUGACGCUUCCGGAUAACGACGAAGAAAAAGCGAAACUAUCGCCUAUCAAAAGCAAACGCAGCACAGAUCGGAGGGGUGAUGUGAGCAGCAUUGAUUGGGGAGGAAAAGGUGCCGGCAGUGGGCCGUACGGAUGGGGCGAACCAAGCAGCAGCGCACCUGUCCUGUCCAUCCGUAUACCUGAAGGCCUCUCCGACUUAGGCGUACUGCCCUCAUGCAAUGUCAGCGUCGAAGACCUGCUCCAGUUGUACCAGCCAAGCGGCAGAAGCAGCCCAUGGAAAAAGUUCGCAGAACAACACCUGCGCAGGCGUUCGAAGUCAGCGGACAAUUUACGGCCUGCUACACCCGAUCUCAAACCCACAGAGCUGCCGAGCCUCGCUUCGUCUUUCAAUAGCAAAGUCUGGUCUCUGUCAAAAGACGAGACCACUCCUCUCAAUCUCCCACUUACUGAACCAAAGCACAUAAUACGCGAGGAUAAAGCUCAGGAGGGAGCUCCUGACGAGAUCAAGCUCAACACCAGCCCAAGCUUUCCCAACAAGCUCCCCUUUGCUUCGUCUCCGAGCACGAACCAUGGCACCGAUACUACUACUUGUCGCGCCGUCUCUGAAGCCUUACCUGAUGCAGAGCAGCGUGCCCUAAGCACCCGCCCAGGUGCUGCCCGCCGCGCCUCUGUCAAUGUCCUGCCUACCAAUAUUCCUGACUCGGAAAGCGCGAGCGUGCAUUUACACAACAUGCGCAUAUCCCAACAUCUGCGCUCCGAGAGCACACUGUCCGGAAUCUCGGGACCGUUGAUGACCGAAUCGCAGCAGCCACUCCAGCGCUCCGCGAGGGGCAGUGUUGUGAGCGGCGUUAGUGGUGGGUUGGGCGUGCCACCCCCUCUCCACAUGCAGCCGAGCAACAGCACGGUUCGAAGACUGCGCUGCUCAUCGUCUGGGUUUGCGAGUGAGCGCGUGCCUGAAGGCUGGGGCAAUGUCGUGUCGGCGGCACCGAGCAGCGUAUACUCACCCAGCUCGGUAUACUCGACACGCCAGAACAGCUUGGCGAGCAGUAGCUGCACGCCUGUGGCUUCCAAACAGCUGAAUACCAUCGCCUCUUCCUCCAGCAGCGGGCCUGGAGCCAUCGUCAGGAAGAGCGGGUACGAGGUGUUGAACUUGAGUGAUGUGGGCGCACUGACUAGAGAGGGCGCGCAACUCAAUGAAAAAGGAAGCAAUAGUGUCCAAUGGAACCCAAAGCAGUCCUCAGCAAUGCCUGGUGCCUUUCCACCAUCAAGCUCGACGAACUUGCUCAACAGGGCGGACACAGGGUUGACUUUUAGGACGGCGAAUGAGCGACCCGAGACGACACAGAAAGGCAACACCAACGCGAGCGGAAAGGGAAAACAGCAUGCAUACGAGUUGCUGGAUUCUUCGGACCAGAUGACUGAUGCAGGAGAGGAUGUGCCUCUGAGGCCUAACCAGCAGAGCUCUGAAGAGACGACAGAUAGCUCUUUGGACAUCACCCCUGUCACUGCAAUCGAGUCACCCGUGUCGAGCGAGAAGGUCCCGAGAGAGCAGCUUGUUACGCCACCGCCAGCGAAGCAGCCGAGUAGCGUCAGGGGCGAGAAAAGGACACCCAGCAUCAAGACACCCAGUAAGAGAUUCUCGACUUUCUCGUUCUUCCGCAGAAAAACCUAUGCGAACUUGCGCCGUGCGUCGCACAAUCACGCGCUGCAUGCCAGGAAAACUUCAAGGUCUCAGGAGAAUCUGGUCUUUGAUGGCUCUAAAGACAAGACACUCAAAGGAGCCCAUGGUCUCGAUACCCAUACGGAUGGGCCUUCGGACUCACAUACACCUCCGCACUCUCCCGGAAUCCCACCCGCUCUGGAUCACAAGGAGUCCAUAGGGUCAGAGCCCAUCGAAGAACAUCAGCCUAGCCGACUCUCUCGCUCCUGGAUCAUCGGCGACGGCCGCAACGACCUAGGCCAGGGCGCCGUCUGGGAGAAAGCUCUACAGAAACACCGCGAGGAGAAGAGUGCGAUGUUCUUGUCUCCAGAAAAGGGAGGCAAAGCCGAAGCGCGGGGCUUGUUUCGAGAACGCAGCGGAAGCGGGAGUGCUAUCAGUGCGCGGUCUCAGCUGAGCGACCGGAAGGGUAAAGGUCCGGCCAUUGACGAUGACUUCACAUUUGGUGGAGUUAGGCCAGGCCUGCAGAGGUCGCCAACCGUUUUGCUCGAUCCAUUGGAAAUUGGAUUUGGAGAGGAGUUGGCGCGGCUGAAAGAGGGAGGUGGGAUGCUGGGUGAUGAGCUCAGGCAGAGCAAAGUGUCGGUAUCUUUGACGCCAGCGACUGGCAUCUCUCCUGGAGCGUCGAUCAAAGAUGAGCCCAGUGUGGUUUCGAUUGAGAAAGACCUGCAUAUCGAUAGCUGGGGCGGGACGACGUUGGCGGAUAUUGAUCUGGGUGACCUCGGUGCUUGGAGUCGCUAUCCCAGUCACACCAGAGAGCAACGUACCGGACCUGCUGGUUCAGCAGAUAACGUGAGGACCCGGGACUUCGCGUACGAGAUUGUCGAUGCGGAAGAGAUGGAGGAUGAGAGUUCGACCGAGGAAGAGGACAACGGCAAGAGUGGAGUCCAGCGACUUGCUACACUGCGACCGAAGAAGAAGACGAAGACCCGCAGCGGUAUGUCGAAGAGUAAGAGCAUGACCUUCAGCCGUAACUUCAGCUUUCUCAAGCAUUACAUCGGUCUCUUCAGGAGUCAGAGCGAGGAGUUCAGGAGACAUGGUCAUGGCCACCGUAGCUCCAUCGCUGAGGGCGGCACGCUCGAGCAUCCGGAGCUGGAGAUGUUGCCACCAGUCUUCUCACCAGUCAUGUUUGAGGUUCAGGGAAGCGCACCUGGAUUACAAACAGAUGGCGCGACUUCGAAAGCAGACCUCAUCUAUGUGGAUGACGACCAAGCAGCUCCUAAUGUGGAGGCUCAGGCAGAAGGAAGCAAAGACGAGCAUAGGCAUCCCCAGACCACCAUGCCCGGUCGGCGUGAAGAGUCCAGGACAGAUAGUUCGGAUGGAUCCUGGGCGGCCAACGCUCGCCUGUGGACACGCGCUUUUGGCAGUGAUGCCGAUCGCGGGAAGCGCGCGCUUGGGAAGAAGACAAACAGCUCGACCGAGUGGUGGAGCAAUGCUCGUACGUGGACACGAUUCAGCACACCGAGCCAGGAUUUCCAGGACGUCAUGGACGAUGCGCGGCAGAAGGCUGUCCUCACGCCCACGCGGUUAGAGAGGCAGACUGAAGGUUCUGCAGAGGAGACUACAAUUGCCGCUCCAGAGAAGGUAGCCAUUGAGCGUACCAUGACAGCAAAAGUCCCGAGGCGGACGAAGCAGAGCUCUUCGGACGAGUGGCGUUCCGAUGCACGCCUUUUCUCGCAGAUGUACGAGUCUUGCGUCCAGAUGCCGAACUUCGGCAGCUCCGAAGAUGCCAAUGCUUGUGACACGACGGGCAAGAAACCAGAGACGACUGACGAACAUCAUCAACUGUCGCCUUCGGCAUCUGGAACGGCGGUUCGUCUUGCCAGCAUGGGUGCGGAGGCCGAGGCCAAGAAAGUCAAGAAGGUCAAGAUCAGAACAUUGUCAGAUAACUAUAGCGAAAAUGCAGGCAAAAAUAGUGAGGGAUUUGCGAGAAACGACAGCUUCCUUAGUAUUGGUAGUGCUGAGGGUACCACGAUGGAGUUGAUGAGGUUCUUGCAUGACUUGGAGGAAGAUGAGAGGCUCAAAUUGGAGGGAGAGAGGGUGGAAGGAGUUUGA